Messenger RNA from Thecamonas trahens ATCC 50062, 1704 nucleotides. RefSeq lists its product as uncharacterized. The record is from RefSeq and is a predicted model, not a curated record. Bases 292 to 1641 code for a protein of 449 amino acids. The transcript has a single exon. Lineage: Eukaryota; Apusomonadida; Apusomonadidae. Gene Ontology annotation, molecular function: glycosyltransferase activity.
AAGGUGAGGCCAGCGCUUCAUAACCACCGACAAGCUCGACGGGGUGAAGGAAGCCUCACCCACAGCCCACUCAGCGCAGCUCGAGUCCACCGAUUCUUUGAUCCACGUGGAGGAUGCUGGAACUGCUAUCCUGGUCUCAACGCGGUAGCGUGUGCGGGGGCUUCCGAGUGGGUGGCGGGCGAGUUGAGCAAGACGUACGUCCGCGAGACUAGGUUUCCCGCCGCGGUCGAUCCGUAUGUCAAAGACGCAACCACUGCGCAGCUUGUGUCACCGUAUGCAGGGGACGAACCGAUGUCCGUCAGCGCGGCGAUCCAAUGUUGUGCACUGAAGCUGCCUCCAGGUAUGGAUGACGGCGCGCCUGUGUACUCUGGGAGCCAGUGCCAGCUGCGCAACGCAUCGAGUACGUUGCCGCGCAAGAUGAGCAUGGAGGUCGGCGAGGCAGACACACAUCCGCACUUUACGGUCUUUACUGGAGUUGGCGGCAGUGCGGACAAAGAGGCGCAAAUGCUUGGUCGGACACUCGGGUAUGGGUGGCCGAAGCUUCUGGAGGUGUACGCGAACAGAGUAGCUGAUUCGCCGCCUGACAGCCUUGUGUACGACGAUCGGGUUGUCGUUGUCAUCCACGACAUGUGGUCUGGUAACUUCUGGCACACCUUCCACAACAGGCUCAUCCGGACGUUUGGAACGAUGGCGACCCUUGUAGAUGAGGGCCUCAUCACUUGCAGUGCCGAGAAUCCGCGUGCAUGCGACAUCGCCCGUGACAAGGUUGUCCUCGCCUUGCCGGUCCCACUCACGCCAGUCGGCGACGUCGACUUUGCGGAGCUUCUCGGAGGAGGACAAGAGCUGAUGACCGCCGACAACGUUGUGUAUCGUCGGAUUGUGAUAGGAGCGUCGACGCUUCUCGACGCCAACUCGCGGGUCAUCGAGCCGCGGUCAAUCAUCCUCCUCGGCCACUUUGUCCGGUGGUACAAUCUCCAGCUUGGCGUCGACCGUCCACUCCCAACGAUCUCCAUCGACGAUGCUCUCAAGAGCAAGGAUGUACCGCGGCUUCUCCUCGUGGAGCGGGUUCGCAAGCGGGCAUGGGCCAACCCGCACGAGAUUCUCGACUGGGCCCGUGGGCGCGGCCUGGAGGUCGACACUAUCCAGUUUGAGAUUGCGAGCCAUGCCGAGGUUGUCGACAAGUUGGCCGCCGCCACAAUUGUUGUAGCGGUCUCUGGGGCCGGGCUCACCAACCUCAUCCACAUCACACCAGGCACGGUUGUCAUCGACGUGCUCCCUGUGGCCUCGUUUGGGCUGGAGGAGAAGGUGACGACUGACGUCUGCAUCUUCUCGCAGUUGACCAAUGCGCGGGGCGGAGUCAUGAUCAAGAUUUAUGACUACCACGGCGACAACACAGUCCCCAUCUCGUUUGUCAACCGCGACCACUUUGACGGCGUGCUCAACCAGGCGCUAACACUCGGGAUCCACUCGGCGAUGGCACCGAGUUGGACAUGGGUUAAUGUCCCGCCGGUUGAGUCAGGAGUGUUGAUGGCGCCAGAAGACCUCGGCGAGUUUAUUGCCUCCGGAUUCCCCGGCGCGUCCCGUGAGCAUGCAGACGAGCUCUACGCGUCGUGGCCGCCGUCGAUGGCGGGUAAAGUGUGAGCGGGUGAACCGGCGGGCGGGAUGGCGAUGACGACAUCGGCGACAAUCAAUCGCACCAGGUCA